GUAAUGUUUAUCGAGCAUUUAUGCAUUGUACCCAUUACAGGGGAUGCAAAUUCCAAACCGUGCUUAUGUCCUAAUCCUGACACUCAGUGACAGCGAGAAAUUGUUGUACGAGGUGUUGAUGUUUCAACUAAACAUUAGAUCAACUUUCUAUAACAAGUUCAGCUAAUUUCUCUAAUCAUUAAAUCCGACCUUUUGGUCAAUUUACUAUUAAGGAUUUCAGUUACAAAUCUUCAGUUAAUCAAAUAAAUUGAUGAAAAUGCGUUUCCGUUCACAUAACUUUAAGUAAUUUUAUGCCAAUUGUAAACAUUAGUGAUAAUAAUAAUAAAUUUAUAGCCACAAUGUCAUCAUGAUAUAUCGCCUUGUUUCCAGAGGAAAAUGUCGAGGUUUAAGAGCGUAAAAUGCGUUCUCUUCGAUAUGGAUGGAUUGAUCCUUGACACUGAGAACCUUUAUACCCUCGGCACACAAACUAUACUCCAGGAAUAUGGGAAGAAUGAUAAUUGAACACUAUCAGCUGCCUCUGAAACCUGAACAAUGGAUUCAACGUUCUACGGAGGUGUACCAGCAACUUUUCCCCAAUGUGAAAUCACUUCCAGGAGUCAGUAAAUUAGUUCAUCAUUUGGCUAAACACAAUAUACCUAUAGCUAUUGCAACUAGUAGCUCAACCAGUGCAUUUGAGAUGAAAACCAGAAAUCAUUCUGGACUCUUCUCUCUCUUUGAUUUAAUUAUCAAGGGGGACAAUCCUGAGGUUAGACGAGCAAAGCCUAGUCCUGAUAUUUUCCUGUUGGCAGCCAGCAAACUCAAUAUCGCCCCAGAAGACUGUUUGGUGGUAGAGGAUGCACCCCUUGGGGUUCAGGCUGGACUAGACGGGGGUAUGCAGGUUCUCAUGGUCCCUGAUUAUAAACUUGACCCAGAGCAUGCUAAGCUUGCUUCUCACAGUGUUCAACAUCUUCAUCAAUUUGAUCCUAAAGAUUUUGGAUUACCUAGUUUUGGAUAUAAACCUGUGACGCAUAUUAUCUUUGAUAUGGACGGACUUCUUCUUAAUACUAUGAACAUGUACAGCGAAGCGUCUGCACGUAUACUCGGUAAACAUGGAAAACAGUCAGACUGGAAUUUUAAGAUGAAGGUGAUCGGGAGAAAGUAUCUUGAGGUUGCUACAAUGGCUGUGGAACACUAUGAGCUACCGUACACACCAGAGGAAUAUCUCAGACUGCACCAGGAGGAAACCUUCUCCAUGUUCCCAACCUGUGAACUACUACCCGGAGCUGAGAAACUUAUCCGACACCUUCAUGCAAGGAACAUUCCUAUAGCUGUAGCAACCAGUAGUACACGUGAUGUCAUGGAGAUGAAAACCAAAUCAAAACAUUCAGAAAUAUUCUCGCUCUUCUCACAUAUUGUUACAGGUUGUGAUCCUGAAGUGAUCAGGGGUAAACCGUCCCCAGAUAUAUUUGAGGUCUGCAGAACAAGGUUCAAAGACGCCCCCUAUGCUAGUCAGUGUUUAGUGUUUGAGGACGCCCCUAAUGGAGUGGAAGCCGGCAUAGCUGCAGGAAUGCAGGUUGUAAUGAUACCUCACCACAAGGUUACCAAGGAGCAUCUCCUUCCUGCAACACAGCUUCUUCCUUCCCUUCUAGACUUUCAACCUCAGGACUUCAAUCUUCCCUCCUUCUAGUCUUUAAUCUUCAAUCCCUUCUAGUCUUUAAUCUUCCUUCCCUUCUAGUCUUUAAUCUUCCAUCCCUUCUAGUCCUUAAUCUUCCUUGUCUUAAUUUCUUAAACAUUUAUGAUAAACAAUGACCAUGAUCUGCCAAAAUCAUUUUAAUCUUUAUUCUUCAAAACAUGUUAACUUUAGAGUUUCGAAGGUUAAUUUCUUAAAUCAAAUGUUUAAAAAAUUUGCAUAAAACUCGGAGAACUAGAACAAUUUUCAGAAUAUACUUUUAUGUUUAGCAUUAUUAUAAAACAUUAUCUUUAUUUCAGA
Molecule: messenger RNA, 1969 nt
Organism: Eurytemora carolleeae
Lineage: Eukaryota; Metazoa; Arthropoda; Copepoda; Calanoida; Temoridae
Molecular function (GO): phosphatase activity
Source: RefSeq, a predicted model, not a curated record